Molecule: messenger RNA, 645 nt
Organism: Guillardia theta CCMP2712
Lineage: Eukaryota; Cryptophyceae; Pyrenomonadales; Geminigeraceae
Exons: 1
Coding region: 1-645 (214 amino acids)
Biological process (GO): ceramide biosynthetic process
Cellular component (GO): endoplasmic reticulum membrane; Golgi membrane
Molecular function (GO): ceramide cholinephosphotransferase activity; sphingomyelin synthase activity
Source: RefSeq, a predicted model, not a curated record
AUGGAGAGCACCUCGCAAGACUUCGCGUGUGCUCACAGAUGGGUACCCACCAACGAGACCGUCUACAGGCUCAGCCCCAGGCUGCGGUGGAUCCUCCUGUACUGGUUCGUCUCCAUCAUCUUCAUGGACUACAUCAACACCUUCGGGUACGACCGAGUGCCCAUGAACUCUCCUCCUCUCCCGGACAUCGGCUUCGACGCCAUCGCCAAGGUGUCUGGCAGUGAGGCCCCGGUGUCGCUGCCUUUCAACCCCACGGACUUCGCCACGAUCUGCAUCUGCGCUUCAGUGAUCCUGCUGUCAAUCUACGAGUGGCGGACGUGUCGGAACAGGAAGCUGAAGCACCUCUUCGCCAUCUACGCCAUCCUCAUGAAUAUGCGGACAGUCACUAUCAUCUCCACCACCCUCCCCAUCCCCUACACCAAGGGCCCCUGCCGAGACGACCAUCGGCCCAUCACCAACAGGUUCCUGACGGGGCUGGGAUAUGCCUUUGCGCUGGGGUUCAAGCAGUUCCUGUCGACGCCUCAGUGCGGGGACCUGAUCUUUUCCGGUCACACCACCUUCAUGUGGAUCUUCACCCUCCACCUCCUGCGUCACGCCAGCAUCCUCACAACAGUCGGAAUAAAGCGACGCCGGGUCUACCCUUGA